Messenger RNA from Ceratosolen solmsi marchali, 461 nucleotides. RefSeq names its product mitochondrial ribosomal protein L48 (gene mRpL48). NCBI's taxonomy places the organism in Eukaryota, Metazoa, Arthropoda, Insecta, Hymenoptera, Agaonidae. The transcript has 2 exons. The record is from RefSeq and is a predicted model, not a curated record. Bases 131 to 430 code for a protein of 99 amino acids. Gene Ontology annotation, cellular component: mitochondrial ribosome.
UAUUGACAAUAUUUUUUAGAUUAAAAAGUCCAAAUUUCCUAUCUAUCCUCCCUUACUUAUCCAAAUAAGAGGGUACGAUUACCCAAUUAUAGAAAGUUAUCAAAGUUGGGUUGCUAAGAUAAUAAGAAUAAUGAAUUUUCAAAUAUUGGACAGUUUUGCUAUGCCUUCACAAGACACUAACGUCAAAAGAUAUAAGCCCAAAUCAACAGAGGUGCACAUUGAAUAUAUCUUGAAAAUGUAUGAAAGAAUUUUUAAAGUAUCGAACGUUACUUCUAUUGGACUGCCAGUUCUCAUAAGAAUUUUAGAAGCUGGACUACCCGAAGGGGUACUAUUGGACAUUAAAGAGUAUAAGGCUGAAGAUGUGAAGCAUAGAUAUAUACCCGAUAAGCAGCUGUUAGAGUUAAAAAAAGAGUAUGAAAAAAGUAAAUAAAUUAACAUCUUACUGUAUAAAGAAGAAAAUU